Messenger RNA from Manihot esculenta (cassava), 1404 nucleotides. Its product is annotated as protein-tyrosine-phosphatase IBR5. Bases 272 to 1090 code for a protein of 272 amino acids. The record is from RefSeq and is a predicted model, not a curated record. Lineage: Eukaryota; Viridiplantae; Streptophyta; Magnoliopsida; Malpighiales; Euphorbiaceae. Gene Ontology annotation, cellular component: nucleus. Gene Ontology annotation, molecular function: protein tyrosine/serine/threonine phosphatase activity; MAP kinase phosphatase activity. The transcript is spliced from 5 exons. Gene Ontology annotation, biological process: auxin-activated signaling pathway; protein dephosphorylation; negative regulation of MAP kinase activity.
GAAAUACCUAUCAUCAUCAUAACCAGAUCAUUUCCCAUAUAGCCAUCAAAGCCCAAUCUGGCAAUCUCGUGUUCUUCCAGAUUCUCCAUGAAUCACUAUAAACAUCAGCACUCCCUUUCCGACCGAGGGACAUGUAAAUAGACAUACAUAGAUUACUUCCCUCCUCUCUCUCUAAAGCCGAUAUCUGUUGCACCCAUCUCCCAAAUUCGUGAUUCUUCCAAUAAAUCCCUCUGCCUGAUUUCGUUUUCUCAAUUUUGUGAUUGACUAGCUGAUGAGGAAGAGGGAGCGAGAGAACCCAUGUGGGGUUUGCGGCCACUAUCACAAGUAUGAGGAAGGAGAGGUUUGUGGGAUUUGCGGCCACCGGAUGCCGGAAUCUGCUGAGAAAUCUCCGCUUCAUUUUAGUGCUUUCCCUUCUGAGAUCCUCCCGGAGUUCCUCUAUUUGGGAAGUUACGAUAACGCCUCUCGCUCUGAGCUCCUCAAAACCCAAGGGAUUUCUCGCGUUCUCAAUACAGUACCAGCUUGUCAAAAUCUCUACAAGAAUUCUUUCACCUAUCAUUGCCUCCAAGAUGACAAAACUUUACAAUUUGAUGACGCAAAUCAAUUUUUAGGGCAGUGUGAGAAGGAUAAGGCUCGUGUGCUUGUGCACUGCAUGUCUGGAAAAAAUAGGUCUCCAGCUAUUGUGAUAGCUUACUUGAUGAAGUCCAAAGGAUGGAGGCUUGCACAAAGUUACCAGUGGGUGAAAGAGCGGAGACCAGCUGUUGACUUGACCCAAGCUGUGUACCAGCAGUUACAGGAAUACGAGCAGAAAAUUUUUGGGUCAGCUGAUGGCAACAACCCUUCCGUGCCAGUAUUCCCACAUGCAGGAGUGCCAUCCUUUAGCUUUGGGUUUCCAAAGGUUAAUGAUCCAGUUCCUGUUCUUGUUCCUGCUUUCAACAGCAUUGGCACGACCUCCAUUUUUACACGUUCUCUGGAGAUUCCUCCUCAAGAGUUCCAGUUCGGAGCUGGCCGUCCUCAACAUAAUUUAUCUGAGAGCCCUUUCACUGUCAAUCCACAGAACCCAAAUGGCGGAGACAUUCCCAUGGAUUCAUAAAAUUUCAGCAUUUCAGACAAUGAGGUCAAAAAGUGUACAAGUUUUCAGAAGUUUGAAACUGCAAAUGACAAUCUUUUGCUUUGUGGGAUACUUUUGUUUUGCCAAAUGAGAUAUAGGAAUGAUGUUCUAGUGCAAAAGUAGAGCUUCCAUCGUGUAAUACACUCUGGUUGCUGGAAUUGUAUUGUAUUUGCUGCUGCUUGCAAGUAUAGGAUGGAUGGAUGCUCUUUUUAUUAAAUUCUCCACAAGCUGAAGUGGCACAUACCUAUUCAAUAAGAAUCAUACGUCUCUUCAAAACUAUUUUGUGGGACUCUUUA